Molecule: messenger RNA, 9013 nt
Organism: Procambarus clarkii (red swamp crayfish)
Lineage: Eukaryota; Metazoa; Arthropoda; Malacostraca; Decapoda; Cambaridae
Product: solute carrier family 66 member 3
Source: RefSeq, a predicted model, not a curated record
CGGAGUGCGUGCGCGAGUGAGAGCCGGCCAGGACGGGCAGGCACACGCACGCACUCUCAGCCACUCGCUCACACCCCCUCCACAUGCAACAUGUCUCUUCUAAUAGACUCGUUAAUCGCUUUCUGCGACGUGACAACCAUAGGACUGUGCGGGCUGAUGAAGGUGCCGCAGAUCUUGACCAUCGUCAAGGCGAGGUCUGUCAAGGGCCUCAGCCUCGCUAGCCUCCUACUCGAGCUCACCAGCUACUCCAUUAUGCUCAGCUACAAUGUGUACUCUGCUUAUGCUCUCAGCACCUACUUUGAGUACCCUUUAAUGGUUCUCCAAGACGUGGUGAUGGUAGCAGUAUUUCUGGCCUUCACUGGUCGGCUCUCACCAACAGCUUUUCUUCCCAUGGCUGCUGCUUCAUACUUUGCUUACUCUAUAGCCUCGGGAAAACUUCCUCAUGUCCUUAUAAAAACAUUGGUGGGUUUGUGCACACCCAUUUCAGCCAGCAGCAAGGUGGUAGCUUUAAUAACCAUUAUACGUUCUAAGAAUUCGGCCAUGGUCUCCAUUCCUUCGUGGUCAAUCUCUGCAUACACUUGUGUUACUCGUAUAUUCACAAUCUAUGUGGAGUCGGCUGAUCCUGCCCUUCUGAUGAAUUUUUGCACCUCUUUCGUUCUGAACAUGUGCAUCAUCAUAGCAGCUAUUGCCUAUAAACCAAGAGAGAAAAAGGAUUAAGUUCUGUAAAGAAAUUUGAAAGUGACUCCUAAUACAUUUCAAGAUAUGUAUUUAGGGAGAUAAAUCAAUUAAAUGUUCAAUGAGAGAGAACUGAAAACAUUAUUCCUGAAAGUGCUAAUAUUUGCUGCUGCAUUGAAGUUUGUUUUAUGACUGUCUACAUAGAUUGGCAGCCAAAAUAGUUUUACAUUUCUUGACAUUCCAUACUGCAUGAACCAACCAAUUCUCAGGGUGUUCAAGACAGUGUACAUGAUUUCAAAAUAGGUUAAUAUAUAGUUACUGAUAAUUAGUUAUUUCUCUUGGCAUAGCACACCUUGUUUUUACUCAAGUUCCUGUAUGUAAAACAUCUGUAACAAGUGACAAUAAAUAUCACAAAGUUUACAACAAAAACAUUACGCAAAUGAAUUUUAUAUUGCUGUGGGAUGUUAGUUUUAUCAAUUAUAUUAGCACAAUGAUAGUAUAACUUUGAAAAAUAUCUUGUAGCAUUAGUGGAUGUAGACAUAUUGCAGUCACUCAUUAAAUUGUUUUUGGAGCUAAAAUAUUUAAGGGAGGUAUUGGAAAAUAUUGUGCAUCUAGAAAAGAAUUGUGUCCUCAAGAUUGGAGGCCAAUUGCUUGGGGCUAGCUGUGCCCAAUUCUUCAGGAUGAAACAAGGGUGGUAGGGGACUGUCAUAAGCAGGUCAGGGUCAGCCCCAUUACCUCUGUUUAUGAAGGAUUGGCUUCUAUUGUGACUACCAAUGACUCCUAUGAAGUCUGAAAUGGGGGGGGUUUGUUUUUCAGUUUAAAGUUUUCAGCUGUUCAUCACACAAUGUAUUAGGUUGUUACAACAUUGCAUUAAAGUAACACAAAUAAAGGCAACAUUGUCAUUACAUUGUGUUUCCUGGGGUAUAUUGCAUGUUCUGAGAGAUAGUGGGAAAAGGGGGGGGGGGGGAGAGAGAAUGGAAGUGGACAGUAUGGAGAGAGAGACCUGGGCACUGCCAGGUAUCUAAUAUAGUGCCAUAAUUCCAUAUCAGUGUAUAGUUCAACCUCCAAAUCUGAAUUUUCAAAUACCAGUAGUUCAAAUAGGGUAUUUCUCCAACAAAAGCUGGAGCGGUAAUACCGUGUUGUGCAUUGGUCAGCAGUUGGCUCGCAAUCGAGUGGUCCUGGGUUUGAAUCCCUGGCAAGGCAAAAUGUUAGGACGUGUUUUCUUGCAUCUGAUGCCUCUGCUCACCUAGUAGUAAAUAUAUAUCUGAGAAAUAGCUAGCCAAGUAUUAAAUUGCAUCCUUGGGAAAGUCAUUUGUUAGCCUUGGGACCUUGAACAUUCUAAAGGGCUUCCUGUCUCCAGCAAUGAGAAACAAACAGUUUGGAGAUUGAAAUGAUCUAUAAAAUGACACAUGAAUCUUGUUGGCAUGGUAACUGCCAUUUUUUAAAGGAUUUACUCCAGCAAAAUAUGUGUAAUGUGUAAAUAAUAUACCAAAGAUCAUGGCUGUCUAUAGAAACUUGAUUUGGAUACUCUUAUCUUUAAACUGGUUAUAAAAUUUAUCCAAUUUAGUGAGAGGUCACUUGUAGUUGAAGUCCUGUCAUAUCCAAAGGUCAACAGUUGGCAUUUUAAUGCUAGAUUAUGUUUAAGAUAAUUGUUACAUAAUACAUUACAAUUAUAGUACAAUAUAAGUAAACAAUUUCACUCCAGUUUCUCUCUAGCAAGUGAUGUAAUCAGUGCAUUCCAUUGUUUGUACCAUCAUAAGCUUUCCAUAAACAAGCAGUCUAGUUUUGAUCUAAAGGUCUGUUGACGUUUGAAUUCCUUUGUAAUUAUAAUAAUCCAUAACAUUAAUUUUAAAAUUCAUCAGUCAAUUGAAUAAUUGUGUGGGUGGGCAGGCAAGUAUGGAUUAGUUUGUGGGUUCAGGGGUGUGUUUUGUGGGUUGUGAUCAUACUAAUAAUUUCCUAAGUGCAGUUACAGGAUGAAAGCUAUGCUUGUGAUGUCCCGUCUUCCCAGUACUUUGAUACAUGAUGUUUUGAAACUAGUGAUGGGUUUUCAAGAAUUCCUGUCAGUUUUGUUGAUUCCUGUUACUAUUUUGAAUGUAGCGAUCAUAUCACUUUUUUUUUUAUUUUGUCCUCUAGCUUUAGUAUAUUUAACACCUAAAUAUGGUGGGUGUGUUGGUGUCCCAGUGGGUGGAUAGGGAUGUGUACUCACCUAGUUGUGCUUGGGGGGGGGGGGGUUGAGCUUCAGCUCUUUGAUCCCACCUCUCAACCAUCAAUCAACAGGUGUACAGGCUCCUAUCUACACUUAAAACGGUGUAUGGAAGUGUGUUGGUGGGUGGACAGGGAUGUGUGUGUAAUUAGCCAAGUAUAAUUACCUAAGUGUAGUUACAGGAUGAGAGCUAUGCUUGUAGUGUCCUGUCUUCCCAAUACUCUGUCAUAUAAUGCUUUGAAACUACUGACAGUUUUGGCUUUCACCACCACCUCACUUAGUUGGUUUCAACCGUCUACCACUCUGCAAAAGAAAACUUUCUAAUAUUUUUUGGGUACCUUUGUUUCCUUAGCUUGAAUGUGUCCUCUUGUUAGUGAAGUUGCUGGUUUCAGGAGUUCCUCUUGGUCAAUUUGGUCAAAUCCUGUUAGUAUUUUGUAACUGGUGAUCAUAUUUCCUCUUUUUCUUCUAUCUUCUAGUUUGUUAAUGUUUAACGCUUCUAGUUUCUCCUCGUAACUCUUGUUUUUCCAUUUCAAAAUUAAUUUUGUAGCGUUCCAUUUCACCUUUUCCAGUUUAUUGAUGUGCUGCUUGAGAUUUAGGGCACCAUACAACCGCUGCAUAUUCCAACAUUUCAUUCCAAGUAUGUUGGUGGGUGAACAGGGGGUGUUUAUGGGCAUGCUGGUGAGGUGUGUUCUGUUGUGCUUUAUUCCGUUUAUAUUUGAAUGGAAAUAUAGUACUGUACAUGCAAUACAUUUAAUGCAUUGCAUGACAAAGGGUUUGUGUUUUAAUCCUAAGUAAUGCUAUAAAUAUAUGUUUUCAGUAUUGUAAUAUAUGAAUAAAAUUAUUGGUAUUCUGUCUGAAUCAGUUUACCACUUGAGUGUGUUAAUGAGUGUUGAUUUGGAAGAGACUAUUUCAACAUUUUUAAUUUGUAGGUGCUAAUUAGAUUUUGUGGGCAUAUUUGGGCAAAGAGCAGUAGUUUACUGGGGAAAAUGUAUUCUUUUUUGGAUGUCUUGUCAGGUUUUGUCUAAAAUUUAUUAAAAGGUUGCAUAUACUAUACUGUUCUGUGAAGAUGCUAUUGGACUUUCCUACAUCACCUUCAGAUCAGAGCUGUAUGGAAAGUUAGUUCAUGUUUAUCUAGCUAGUUUAGGAAAUUUUCAGCCACAUUCAGUUCAUUGGAUUUGAAAUUGGCAUUAGAUGCAUAUAUUGAAAUUUACCCAAUUUACUUGAGGUCUAGUGACCUCAAUGAGGACAGGAAGCCAGUGGCUUGUCAAAGGCCCCCCCUCCCCCCCAAUUUGCCUUGAUGAGUAGAGUAGCUUCUGUUACUUUUAGAGUAACUCCUUGGGAAAUCGGUGAAUCAUUCUCAUUCCUCCAUAAAUACCAAAUUGGAUGUUAAAUUAUGGUAUGAAUGAUCAUCUGGUGUUAGAAUAUAUAUUUUGUGGGCCACUUCUUUGUUAAAAAUGUUAAAUAUACAAACGACUUAUUUAAUAAACUCAGUAUAAUUUGAUUAUUUUUGUAACCAUUGUCAAGGCUGUAAGUACAUGGCCAAUUGUUAGAAUGAGAAUAUUGGUGAAUUGUUAUAUAUUUUAAAGUAAUGAAUGUAGUAAGAUGCCCUUUAUGAUGAUGGGACCCUUAAUAACUUCCCAGGCAAAGUGCUGCUCCAGCUAAUCUUUGUGGAGGUGCCCCCAAGUCUUUCAGACUCGCCUUUCUCUACUCGGAACCAGAAUUAAAGCCUGUCUAAUGAGGUGAGGGCUUAGAGAUUAACCCAAAAGUGAGAAAGGCUACUAGAAAUCAUAAGUGCAACCAAAGACGCAGGUAAAAAUUGGGUAUCUGCAGGUAACACAACAAACAAUAUAAUCUCAGUGGUGCAGUGGUAAAACACUUGCCCUGUCCAAGCAAAUCUCUUGCCAUUUUAAAGUGAGACUUGGUAGCACCUUCUCGGACUCUUCAACAAUACAAAAGUGUUCCCCAAGAUAGUGUUCCAAGUACAGUACUACUAUUGUUCCUGAUUGCCCGCAAUGGUUUUCUUUCCUGCCUUCCUUCUGGCAUUUUCUUGGCCCUUAUGACUAUCUUGCCCUGUGCUGGGUAUUGGCCAUACAUGUUUAACUCUUGGGCAAUAAUUGGCAUGCCACCCUUCUCCUUAUUGUCUAAACUGCAUUGUCCCUCUUACAAUCGUGCAUAUCCUUGUUGAAUAUCCCAACUUUCAUGACGUGCGUGUCUUGCUUCCCAUCUGUCUCUCGUGGUCACUUGUCUCUCGAUAGAAUUAUUGUAGAAUCCGAUACCUUUGAUAUUGCCUGCCUUGUGCGCUUUUGUUCUCAUAUUGAUAUUUAGCGCCUUUUGAACAAUUUCCUGUUACUUUGAUGGUGCUACAUAGUAGUAGUACUUUCUACUGUUAAUUUCCUAACCUUAUCUCCCAUCCCCCUGCUCUUAGACUGAUUCUGAUCUUGGUUCCCAAUGGGCAAGGGCGAGUCUCUGGGCUGUUGCUCCUCUCUACACCUUGUCUGGACUAGCACUGUGCUAGAGAAACUACUAACAGCCUCACCCUAAAAGAGAGUUUUAUUACAUUCAUUGCUUGAUUUAUGGAUACCCUUUAGCAGUUUAAUGUACAAGUGUAAUUACUGUACCUAAGUGAGAUUACAGAAUGAGAACUAUGCUCAUGGUGUCUAGACUUCUUGCCCAAAGUUCUUUAUGUGGUUCUCAGGUGAUCGUUUUCUCUAGAACCACCCCUAGAUCUUUCUUUAUCAUACUUUUUGUUUUCUUCACAUAAUUUAUGUAGGUUGUGUGUGGUCUGUUCUAUUCCACCUAUCAUAACAUGACAUUGUAUAAAGAGUACAAUGUUUAGUGCCAUUCACAAGCAAUACGACAUGGUAGCAACAAAAUACAUGUUUCAAUUCAACCAUGACUUGUAGACAAAAGCUUUGAACUGUCAUUGAUUUAUCAAACUAAUUUGUGUCAUUGUUUUGUAAUCCCAUAAAGAUUUCUUUGUUAGCAUACAGAUUUGUGUAUGAUGUGAAGACCCAGUCUGAUGAAUAGCAAGUCAUAGUAUAGUAAUAGCAUACGAGUUAUAAUUCUUAACUGUUUAUCUUUGUAAGUCAACUUAUUUGUUAAGGUAAUUUUUUAUCAAAAGGUAAUUUACUAUCUAAAGUUCACCACCUUCACUUUUCCAUUUUAUAAAUAUGCAUAAGAUUGUUUUUAAAUGUAACAUAAUCCUUAUUUUUAAACAUCAUUAAUGCUAACCUUAAUGGCUAUAUACAUUAUUUUGCAUAGAAAAUUAAACAUAGGCAUGGCAAGCAUGUUUGUAUUUAAGGGUGUCACGUGACAAAUGAAACAUUGUUUUUGCACAUACAGUGGAACCUCGGUUUACGAAUGCCCACUUUACAAAUUUUUUGGUUUACAAGCUCAAUUUCUUUGAAAAAUUUGACUCGGUCCUCACUUGGCAAGUUUGUGAAUAAUGUACAUGUAUGGGUCGACGGAGCACGUGGUUCCUGGUGACAAGGGCUCAGCCCGAUUCAAUUUACCAGUGCCUCCCACCUAGUUAUAAUAAAGCUUGUAUUCUUUGUAAAGAAUUUCCCUUUUUUCUGUUUUUUUGUUUCUGAACAUAAGUAAUUAUUAUAUAUUAUGCCAUGGCUCCCAAGAAAUUAAGUGGUAAGAUUCAACCUAAGAAAGCAAAUGUGAGGAUGACGAUAGAGAAAAAUCAAGAGAUCAUUCGUAAACAUGAAAAUGGUAUGUGGGUUGUUGAACUAGCUAGGCAGUACAACAAAUAUUAACGAUAUGUACCACACUUGCUAAGAAAAAGGACACACUGUAGUGUGCUAUAGUGGCAAAAGGCGUAACAAGUCACGAAACAAACACAAACACUUGAGGAUGUUGAAAAGUUAUUAAUUUGGAUACACAACAAGGAGUUAGCAGGUUAACAGAGGAAAAACAUUUGUGUUUGGAAGGGGACUCCCCUUCCAAACACUAACACCUCUCCUUCCCCCCCCCCCCCUCCCACCAAUACCUCGCCGUCUUCCAUACGCCAACAAGAGUCAUCAACAAAGGUGAGAUAUAAUUUGUACAUAGUGUAGUACAAAAUAUUUGUAGUGUAAUAUAUGAAAAGUUAAUAUUUUUGGGAGUGGAACAGAUUAAUUUACAUUGUUCCUUAUGGAAAAAUUUGUUUCAGUUUACGAACCGUCUCUGGGAAAGCAUUAAAUUCGUAAACGGAGGGGCCACUGUACAGUACUGUACCAGUACUGUAAUUUCUUGAUGUAUUUUUAUAUUAUCAUGUAUAGUAAUACAGAAUUUAUACACAUGAUUACUUUACAUGAUCACCAACCUUAGCAGCUCUCGCAUCAUGUAAAAGAAUUUUAAUUUUGUAUUAAAAAGGAAGUACUGUAGGUGAUUAUUUGGGAAAAAAUGAGGCAAGUUAGAAAUACUGAGUAAUUUUAUCUUGGGUAAUGUAUGGUUUGCUUAUAGCAAUGUUCAGCAUAUGCUUUUGGUUUGGCUGUUUCAGCUGUUUCUUAGGAUAAGCAACUGCUUUUAUUAUGUAAAGACAAAAAUGCCAUUAGAUCCAUAAUUAAAGUUUGUGUUAGGUACAAUAGCGCAGUACACUAAUUACUAGGCUGACCCGCUCCUCCAUGGGAGGUAGUUUAUUACUACUUCAUGGCUGCUAGCUUCUAUAGCAUUUAGUACAUUAGUACCAUUAGUAUAUAGCACUUCCUGGUUUUUUAUCCAACCAGCUUGUUGUCAAAUCCAAUUGGUUAACAAGUAUGGAAUCUAAUAAAGAUUUACCUUACUGUGUUAUGUCUGAGGUAGUGACUCAAGACCCAAGAAUUUGAUUUGCUCUCUGCCCAUAUACAUUGUGGGCAACUCUGCCUUGCUGGCCCUCUAGUCUAUAAAACCCAAGAUAUAUAUAUAUGUAGACAAAAAUAAGAUUAAAGCUAAGAAUUUGGAAGCACAAAUGUAAUUUUUUUUUUGGACUUGUUGAAUUUUUCUAUUUAAAGAAUGCGUAAGUGUUAUCCUGGAAAUUUAAUUGUAAAUGCAGAAAAGAAAUUGAGAGGAGAUUUUGAUGUUUAUUGCAUUUAGUUCACCCAUGUGUGCUUCCAUGUGCAAGGGAUUCCACCUCUUUAAUUGAAUUGGAGUACCACUUGUUUCAAAAUAGGCCAUAUAAAGUGUUACUGUAUUCUUUAAUGCCAUAUUUAUAGUUUCUUUUAUUUUGGUUACUUUUUAUAUGAACAAUUGUUGUAGUUAUAUGUGGGGUUAAUGUUUUAGUACUGUACAUGUAAACAGUAUUAAUUAAUCUGUUGAUAUCCUUUGUUUUAUAGGUUUAUGGUAAAUUAAUGCAUCUAUUGGAUGCUGUUUUUCAUAUGUCAUUUCUCAUUUCUAGUAACUGCAGACGAGUAUGUAUAAAACGUUCUGGAGAAAUUUUUUACCCAUUUGUGUAUUCAUAUAAAUCAGAAUCCGGCAGUCAGAUUCAUAUACUGUAAAUCAAAGAAAUAAUAUUGUAAAUAAAAUCUUGGGUGAAAGAAUCAUGGGAAGAAACUGUCGAGUCUCUGAAGUAGUUUUGUAAAAUAGUUAUCCAUACUUGAGUACCUGUUACUUUAGAAUAGAGGAGCUUUCUAAUAAUUAUCUAAGUUUGUUAGGAGAAAAUAUGGUAUAUGUUUGUAUAACAUAGGCACAAAUUUUCCCUGAUUAGUAGUUUUCGGAAUUCAUUGAUUUUUAUAAUAGUAAGCAUACCAUGCAUUUUUUUCCUACAUUCCAGGGUUUCUUGUUCAUAAGGCAUAAUGGCCUUCACAUUUUUAUAAUAUUUAUGCAUAGUGCAGGUUUUGUGUGUUUCUAUAUUUUAUUUCUAGUCUCAUAUUUCUAGAUUUUUAAUAAAAAGUAUGAAAAAUGGUACAGUAUAUUUGUAAUUCGAAUGUAUAGCUUUAGGUAAUAGGCCAUUUUUGGACUUUUCUCUUAAAAUAAACAGCUACCCAACUCCAUACAAAUAUUUUACAGAUAAUAGUACAGUACAAGACUGUUAGUUCAAUAUAUUUAUUAAUGUACACAAGGUAGAACCUAAACAUUGGUGGAGCAACAAGCAACUGUCUGCAGAACAUUUGUUCAGCUGUAGUUUGUAUUUGUGAUAAUUCUUUGUGGUGCAUUAAAAUAGUUUCUCCAGUA